Molecule: messenger RNA, 5673 nt
Organism: Pantherophis guttatus
Lineage: Eukaryota; Metazoa; Chordata; Lepidosauria; Squamata; Colubridae
Biological process (GO): extracellular matrix organization
Molecular function (GO): extracellular matrix structural constituent conferring tensile strength; serine-type endopeptidase inhibitor activity
Source: RefSeq, a predicted model, not a curated record
UUCCACUGCGUCCAUAUCAUUUUACCCAGAGAGCAAAACAGAGCAAACCAUGAUCUCUAGAUUAUUGUGGCCUUUGGUUUUGCUGGACCUUCAUGCGUUUCUGGUAGAAAACACCAAUGAAGAAAAAAGAAAUGGAGUCAGAAAGCAGAAGAGCAAACCGUUUGUCUCAAAUGCAGUAGAAAAAUAUCCCAAUUCAAGUGAUCAAGAUGAAGACUGUAUUCUGGAAAUGGCCUUCCUCCUUGACAGUUCCGAGAGCGCUAAGAACUUCAAUCAUGAGCAGCAGAAAAAGUUUGUCUUGGAGACAGUAGACAGAAUGAAAGGCCUGCAGCUCAGCUCUGGCCGCACACUCAGCUGGAGGACUGCCUUACUUCAGUAUAGCAGCACUGUCCUUAUCGAGCAAACGUUUAGAGACUGGAAGGGUCCCGAGGCUUUUAAGUCUCGAAUUGCUCCCAUUACAUACAUUGGCCAUGGGACCUAUACCACCUAUGCCAUUACAAAUCUCACUCAGCUCUAUAUGACUGAGGGAACUCAUGGUAGCGUGAAAGUUGCCGUGUUGUUGACCGAUGGGGCCGACCAUCCGAGAAAUCCAGAUAUUUUUUCAGCUACUGCCGAUGCUAAACAUCAAGGUAUCGUGUUCUUCACUGUGGGAAUGACCAGAGUAGCUGAGGAGGUGGCCAAUGCUGCCAAACUCCGGCUAUUGGCCAGUGUUCCAGCCUCCAGGUUUGUCUUCAAUCUGCAGGAAAAAGACGUGGUGGAGAGAAUCCUCAAAGAAAUGAAAGAUCUGGCAGAAGAAGGGUGUCCUCAACCUCCUGUAUGUAACUGUGAAAAAGGAGACAAGGGCCUUCCUGGCCCUGCUGGUAAAAAAGGUCGCCCUGGGGAUGAUGGAGCAUCUGGUGCAAAAGGAGGAAAGGGGGAGCCAGGCUUAAAUGGAAUUCCAGGAAGAGAUGGGACAGAGGGGAAAUCUGGAUACAAAGGAGAAAAGGGUGAAAGAGGCGAAUGUGGAACACCAGGCAUAAAAGGAGACCGAGGUCCAGAAGGCCCAGGUGGUCCAAGAGGUCCCCGAGGUCUGCAGGGCCCCCAAGGAGUGCCGGGAGAUCAAGGACCUGAAGGAGUGCAAGGAUCAAAGGGUGAAAGAGGCCUCCCAGGCCCUGUUGGAUUGACUGGAGAAACAGGAGUUGGAUUACCUGGCCCAAAGGGAGACAUUGGCUUGACAGGCAGACCAGGCCCUCCUGGUCCACCAGGUAUUGGGGAACCAGGUUUACCGGGAACUCAAGGACCCCAAGGUAUUCAGGGAGAGCGAGGAUCAGAAGGAGAAGGGCUUCCAGGACCAAAGGGAGACCGUGGUUUUGAAGGUCCAAAAGGACCUCGGGGCCAACCAGGCAUUGGCAUAAAAGGUGAAAAGGGCGAAAUAGGUCCACCUGGUUUGCCUGGGCCUAUUGGAUUACCUGGAAUUGGGAUUCAAGGCGAGAAAGGGGUAGAAGGCCCCAAAGGACCACUAGGACCAAGAGGGCCACCUGGGCAGGGGUUACCUGGGCCAAAGGGUGAUCAGGGUUUACCAGGAGAAACUGGAGCUCCAGGAGAAAGAGGCCUUGGAGAACCUGGUGCAAAGGGGGAACCAGGUACUUCAGGUUUGGCAGGUUUACCUGGGCUUCCAGGAGAAGAUGGUGCACCAGGACAAAAGGGAGAACCAGGUUUACCUGGCCCACGUGGUCCAGAAGGUGCUCCUGGAAUUGGAAUUCAGGGUGAAAAGGGCGAUCAAGGUCAAAGAGGAAUACGUGGUUUAUCUGGACCAACCGGAGUCCCUGGGCCUGCUGGAGCUAAAGGUGAACCUGGUUCCCCAGGACGUCUGGGAAUGCCAGGGCUUCCAGGACGUGCCAUUACAGGACCCAAGGGUGAUAUUGGAUUACCUGGACCAUCUGGACCAAUUGGAGAGCAAGGGAUAGGGAUUCCUGGGGCUAAGGGUGAUCGUGGACACCCAGGACCUCCUGGUCCAUUUGGCCCCAAAGGAGAUGGCUAUCCAGGCCUACCUGGUCUUCCUGGUCUUCCUGGAGCUCCUGGAGAGCCAGGCCCUGAUGGGAUUGGAUUACCUGGACCAAAGGGUGAUCCAGGUACAAGAGGACCAACUGGUCUCCCAGGUGCAACAGGAGAAGGCCUUCCAGGACCAAAAGGAAAUAUUGGACGACAAGGGCCUCCUGGUGCUUUAGGCCCACCUGGUGAAGGUAUACAAGGACCAAAGGGUGAACAGGGAAUUCAAGGAAUGCCAGGACCACGUGGGCCUCCUGGAGAAGGACUUCUUGGACCAAAGGGUGAUCGUGGAACUGCAGGAGAAAGAGGAAGAAAAGGCGAAAAGGGCAAUAUGGGAGACCCUGGAACAGCAGGAGAACCCGGUAAAACUGGACCCAAAGGAGUACAAGGUCUAACAAGAGAAGAUAUAAUUAAGUUAAUUAAAGAGAUAUGUGGUUGUGGCAUUAAAUGCAAGGAAAUACCUAUGGAGCUAGUGUUUGUGAUUGACAGUUCUGAAAGUGUUGGCCCAGAGAAUUUUGAAAUAAUCAAAGACUUUGUUACUGCCUUAGUAGACAGAGUAACUGUAGGGAGAAAUGCUACUAGAAUUGGACUUGUUCUCUACAGCCUGGAAGUUCGGCUUGAAUUUGGGCUGAAUAGGUACACAGCCCAACAGGAUGUGAAACAAGCUAUCAGAAAGAUGUUAUACAUGGGAGAAGGCACUUACACAGGAACUGCCAUCCGCAAAGCAACACAAGAAGGCUUUUUCGGGGCUCGAACUGGUGUAAGGAAAGUUGCCAUAGUCCUAACCGAUGGGCAAGCCGAUAAGAGAGAAGCUGUUAAGCUGGAUAUUGCUGUCCGAGAAGCUCACGCAGCCAACAUAGAAAUGUAUGCAAUUGGAAUUGUAAAUACUUCAGACCCAACACAAGUUGAGUUCUUACGUGAGCUGAAUCUAAUUGCAUCUGAUCCAGACAGAGAACAUAUGUAUCUUAUUGAUGAUUUUAAUACUCUUCCAGCUUUAGAGUCCAAACUUGUUAACCAGUUUUGUGAGGACGAACAUGGUGCCUUAAUAUAUAACCGAGUUGGAAAUGGAGGAAGCAUCAGUGGAUCAUUGAUUCAUUCAAUGUCUUCUCAUACUUCACAACAUUUAUUACACAUGAACAAUAAGAAUGGACAAGCAGUAUCUUCAAGUACAUAUGAAGCAUCAAUGAAAGACAAUUCCAUAAACACUGGCCAGUUUUCUCAACCAUUAAUUCUGGAAAAAGGAUCACACAGAAUAUUUCUUGAGAACCAUAACAUGGUAUCCAACAAAAGUGAUGUUUCAGUCUUGCCUCCAGUUAACGUUACUUCGGCACUGCCAUUGCCAACAACAUCUUCACCACCACCGUCAUCCCUGCCGUCUCUAACAGCUGAAAAGACACUGCCACCAUCUCAUUCCUCGGUUUCUUCCAUGCCAUCUACCAUCAAGACAGCGAAUAUCCUGAGGCCUCCUCAGUGUCAGUUAAGAUUAGAUCAAGGACCAUGCCGCGUUUAUAUAAUAAAAUGGUAUUAUGAUAAGCAAGCCAAUUCUUGUGCUCAGUUUUGGUAUGGUGGCUGCAAUGGGAAUGACAAUCGCUUUGAUAGUGAAGAUGACUGUAAAAAGACAUGCGUACUUUUCUCUGGAGAUGCCUAAAGAUUGCCCAUGAAACAGAAUGGAACAGAAAAGACUUUUUAAUCACAAGAAAAGUGGUAUAAAACAUAAAUAUCAAGGGUUUUCUUAUUACAGUGUACUUAAUUCAUAUGAGGAUUUUAUCCUGAAAUCACUUAUUCUGGUACACUCUUACUAAAAUCUACAAGAAAGGGUUUUUUUUAACUUCAGAAACUAUGACAGUACCUGCAGAUAAUGUUAAAAUAUGUAUUGGAAUUAUACAGAUUUUCUUUGGGUCUAGAACAAUAUUCAUGCUUCGUUAAUUGCAAACAAAGCAUUUGCACUGGAUCCUAGGUACCUCUGUCAUUCAAACUGGCAUUCCUGUAGGACAAAAGAUUCUAUAACUGUUGCUUGUUUAUUUGAACUCUGCUGCAUUCCUAGCCCAAAUGAUCUGCAAUGUUCCUAGAGAAGUGAGGAAUAGAAUCAGAUCCUUCACUUGCCGGAGAACAGAAGUUACUAAGAUGAAUCCCAGCGCAAUUCAAGUAAAGAAAAAUCCUUGAGUGCAUUGUCAGUUGUCAUGGAAAAAUCAUUGAUAUGGUGCUGGAUGUUUUAAUCUUCUACCCAGUUGACUGGAAGAAAGAAGGAUGGAUAUAAGCCCAGCUGCUAAGUUGGAAACGAAAGCAGUUGAUGUUAUUGAUAAAGCAGUUGAUGAUUUGCAAUAAUUUAGAAUGGGAUGACAUGCAUACUUCUUUUGCAUGAAUGGAUUUGGGAAUCCGGUAACCCUUUUGAAAUAUAAUCUUGUAGAAAGUACAAUAAGAAGUAUCUAAAGUCAUUCGUAACAGUGGCCUGAUAUGUACCUGUAUCGGUGUAAAUUUAAGCAACCUAUAGGCUAAUACUCAGUUUUUUCCAGGAAGUUUCAAAUAACCAGAAAUGGGACUACUUUAAGGGAAAAGAUUACUGCCUUUUCAGAAACACUUGCAAAAAUAAAAUGCUAGAGGAGAAAUUAGCAUAUAAAUCAUGCAUUUAAUACAAGUAUACUCCAGGUCUCACCAGCUAUUCAUGUGAUUGGUCAUGGAGGUCUCUGCUUUCCAAGUCUGAAAGCCAACCGGAACAAUGUAUACUGACAGAUGAGAAGGAUAAAAAAAAAAAAGCUAGAACAUUGAAAGUUGUGAGAGUUGACUAAUUAGUAUUUACAAAAAAUAUUAUCAUCGUUACCUUUGAUGUCAUCAUGCAAAAUCAUAUGAUGAUGCCCAGUAACUGAAAAUUGCUAACAUCUGCUCUGAAACAAACUCAAUCAUCAAUGUAUUAAGACUUAAUCUAACAGCUGAUUUUAAUCACGUUUUUAAUCAAGUGAUUUUGAUUUUAAUCAAGUGACAGACAAUAAAGUAAAAGAAACUGCAAUGAUACCUUAGUGAAGAUAUUUACAUAGUGCUAGUAAAUAGUGAAAAGCUAUUUAUGAUUAUUAGCAUCAUAUAAUCAUUAUCAGCAUAAUAAUUAACAUGUAGUAAGAAAUAUAUUCUUUUUUCACAAGAUACCUAUACAGUGUUGAAAAAGUAUUAGUUUCUUUCAUGGAAAUAAUUUAGUCAUAAUCCUGUUCACUUGUUUUUAGUUUAGCAUGAUAUGCAAAUCUAUCUGUCUAUGCUAUGUACUAUGUGAAUCAGAUCACACUGGCUUCUUCAAACUGUAGUUUAAUAGUUGUGCUUACAUGCACACAAUCACAAUAAGAUUUUUCAAGUAUAUACUACAGAAUUAACAAGUAACUUUAACAUGCUUGUAAUUCCUACCCUAAUUUGAAAUAUCUUUUUUAAAUGAAAAGGUCAAAUCAUGCUGUUCCAGAUAGGAGUAGAUAGUUUAAUUCUAAAACUAUUUCUGACCUUUUAAAACUGGAUUUCAGAUGUUGGUUUACAUGGCAAGUGACAGAUUAAUACAUAUGUUUACAAUAGGAUGUUGAAUUUUGUUCUGCCACAUGCUAGCUGUUGAAAGACUUAUGUUUCUGCUCUGUUUUAUAUUAUACUCAUUUAUUUUCAUUAAACGUCUGAAAUGUA